Messenger RNA from Batrachochytrium dendrobatidis JAM81, 4050 nucleotides. RefSeq lists its product as uncharacterized. The record is from RefSeq and is a predicted model, not a curated record. Lineage: Eukaryota; Fungi; Chytridiomycota; Chytridiomycetes; Rhizophydiales. The transcript has 3 exons. Bases 1 to 4050 code for a protein of 1349 amino acids.
AUGACCCACCGCGGAUUCUCUACUGACACUGAUCUAAUCAACUCCAACUCAAAAUCCCAGCCUUCUCUCUUCACAACACCUGCCUACUCUUCACAUCACACUGGUCCUACCGCCAUGAGCUCACAUUCUUUUUAUGGCCAAUCUGUUUGGCCAUCAUCUACUACACAACACUAUCCACAUACUACUAUAGAGGAUCGUUCUCAUUCACUACAUCCUGAACAUCGGGAUUUUCAAAUGGAUUCUUCACAUGUGUCCUCCAACUCAACCUCCAUCGCGCCAAUUCAUCGUCGUUCUCUACACAAGUCACCCAUCCAACACGGUCAAAAUGCAAUACAUUAUAUCGACUCGGACCAUCAUCGCACUAAAAAAUACCGUCAGUUUCAAAAUCCUACAUUGUUUUCAUCUUCUGCACCUUCCUCUGCCAUUAAAUUUCGAGCACUCCAACCAGAUCCUCAUCAUUCUAAACCCGACAUCUCACUCGACACACCAUCUGUAUCACAUUUGUCUAAAAAUACUUUGUCUGCUAACGAGUCUAGCAUUCGUCAUUCUGAUGCUAGCAAAAAUACUGAUCCGUCUAAUACUUUGAGUGCUAUCAGCAAUGUAAACCAAACAAAUACUCCUUUAGUCGACAAACAUCCAGUCUUGGAAACACAUACUACAGAUGAAUUAAAAGAGCUUGAUCAGCCCAGUAAAAGUCCUGAUAUUCUUCGGCGAUCAAUGCGACUGCAAACUCGAGAUACCUCCUUGUCAAAUCGAUCAUCCUAUGCUGAUGCUUCUGAUAGCGAUUCCAGUAUUAUUAUCUCGGAAGAGGAAAAAUUGCAAAGAGAAAUUAUGGCCCAAUCAAAAUUAUCUGGUCAUUCUUCUCCCAGCACUUCUGAACUUAACCUGUCCCCAAAACCUGCUUUGGUCACUAAAAAAACCAAACAUUCGAACCAAGAUGGUAUAGAAAAUGGCUCUGUUGUUUCAACCCGAUCCAGUCCAUCCAGAGCCCAUUUAACGCGAUCACCAAGUAACAGCAAUGCCAUCAAAUCCACUCAUGGGUUUAAAAAACUUGGUCUUGUAUCACACGGAAAUGAUACCAAGAUUAAUAAUAAGCGAGAGUUUAAACAAGGUGAUGCUUUUACUUUAACCAACAGCAGUGCAUCCGCUAUUACAACAGAAAGUCAUCGCUCCAAGAGGGCAGUUCAGGCACGAGCAUCAUCUAGUGCAAAACAUUCCAAGCCUGUCUUUCAAUAUACACUACAAGGUGGUGCAUCAGAUGAGACAACUCCAUCUACGCAAUCUGAUAGAAAUGGUGCCAUUUUGGAACAUACCAAAAAAGUUCAAACCGUGUCGGCACCUAUUAUACAGCGUGGCUCUGCCAGUCGUAGUGACAAAUCGGUUGCUUUUUACAAUGAUAAAUCCCUUUCUUUUCGAUCUCUUGGAAUGUGGGUCAAGCAUGGUGAUGUAGUCAAUACAUUUGACAAGCAUUUGAGUGCGUAUACGUUUUCUCAUGGGUUUCAUUUAGGCGAUCUGGGGUGGAUUGCUUGUAAAUCAACUCAACUGGAAACUUCCAUGUGGCCAUGUAUCGUGCUACGCAAAUAUCGUGUUGGGAAAUCUAAAACCUUUGAAUCCAUUACGAAAAAGGAUUCUCGUAAUGCCAACAACAGACAGGACGCACAGCAAAACCACUUCAUCGACUAUAGGAAUUCUCAUGGUCGUUCACUUGAGACUUUACAUCCAUCAGCUUACAAUUACUCUUCCAGUUUACAUUUCAAUUCAAAUGAACUCGACUCUAGCACACACUCUAUACGUCCGACUGAAACAAGUCCAAACCCUUGCAAGACUAGACCCAACUCUGCUUCUGCUAUCGACAAUCAUUUUUUUAAAGAAUUUCACCAUUCCAUUGAUCAACAAAAAAAUGGUCACACCCUUGACUCUUUGACUGAGAAAUCCAGAUCCAGAUCCAAGUCUUUGGUUAUACAGGGAAAUGUAGGGGUUAAAAAUAUGCAGUCUACCCAUGCCACAUCAUCCGUUUUAAAUGAUGGACGUUUUAAAAAUCCACAAGCUGAACUUACAGUGGAUUGCCAUGACUUGCAUGCACGUUCCAAUCGACUGAUGGAUGAUGGCUCUUUUAUCGGAUCUCCAUCUAGGCUAUUACCCCACACUACACCCCAUCGCAAAUUGAAUUCAGUACAGUCGACAAAUAACUUGUCGUUUUUGGAACAGUUUAAAUUAUUCCGCAAGCCUGGUGGAAACAGAUUUAAAUAUCUUGUACGGGUUUUUCCUAUCAAACAUCUGGCAUUGUCUAAACAAAAUGGAGCUCAUAUCGACAAGAGCGUGUCUAGUCCUGAACUAUCCACCAUGUCGGAUGUGAUGGUUAAUGAUGAUCAGUUGCUGCCUUAUCUCAUGUACGAAAAAGGAGUGUCAUCUAAUAUUCUCUCAAACAGUGCUGUGGUUUCAGCAAUUCAGCUUGCCAGUUCGUGGGCAGUUCCUGGAGUGUCUGAGGAUUCGUUUGAAAUGGAAAAAGAAACGGAUGACGAGGAAGAUGCUGCUGAUCAAGAUAUAAUUGAGCAGUAUAACCAAUCUCGUAGUUAUGACAACACGGAUCGGAUUGAUAAACAGCGUAGAAAAAACGCUGUAUUAGUUGAACACAUUGCUGCUCCACCCUCUUCAAGUCGAUCGUUUUGUUCGCGGAUGAAUAUCAAGUUGCCUCGUUCAUGGACUACUACGCCUACUAUGAUACAUGCGCAUUCUGAGCCUGAUACGCUUCAUGACUUGAAUCCAUACUCUCAUCUUCAAGAUCACGAUAGUUUGCCUAGAUUACAUCAUCCUUCUAGUCAUGAUACAUCACCCAAUACUAUGGUACUUGGUGAGAGUUUGUCGCAAAAAACAGGUCGUUUACGUCUUGCUCCACCUGUUCGACGAGGAGACUAUCACCAUGCAUAUCAUCCAUACAACACGAGUCACACACCAGUAGAGCGACAACGUAAUCGACAUUAUUUUCAGCCCACAGUAUCUUCUAGUACCAAGACAUCACAUGUACAGCCAUUGACACCAACCGUCCACUCGACGUUACCCAAGCAUGCAUUUGGACAUUGGGUAUCACCAACAUACAAUAAAAGGUCGCUUGCUUAUGUAGCUCAAGAUUUGGAUUCAAGACACACACAACUUGACUAUAACUCAUCCCGACACCAUCCGUUGCCGACGGUCAGAAAUGAUCCUUUACGUCCAAGUUCAGGAGAUGGGGAUUCCAUAUCAGGAGUUCAAGAACUAUUCAUACGAUCGGGUCUUUCUGGACAUAACUGUAAAGAAAAACUAAUGCGACCUGUACCAGUUACUAGAAUGAUAACACGAUUCCGAUUGGGAGCCGAGUACAUCCAUGUAGGAGAUGUUGUGCGACUUGCGUUGCCUACAAGCAAGCAAUCCCGAAGCAAAACGCACUAUACCAAUUAUUUUGGAACCGGAGGAACCUCUACACACAAGUCGACAUACUCGACAUCAGAACGGUUUUUAGUAGUGCAUCGUAUCAUUAGCAUUGAAGAGGAACGACCCACGCGUGGUGAGUAUGUCAACAUGGGAUUAGAUCGAGCUUACAAUGAUGUAUGUGGACCGAUCCAUAGUGAUGGUACAGUACAACGAAACCGAAUUCGACGUACGUUGGAACUGGAGAUGAACGAGUGUCGUAAGAUACUAGAAAGUAGAGAGUUGUAUGUGCAUGGACCUUUUUGGCGAUCAGCUGCGGACGGACUUGGUAUGGAUUUAAUUGAUCCUGUCCGACAAGACAAUCUAUCCAAUGUUAAACUAUGUGGACUACUGUAUACGAUUGAACCUGAGCAAACUGAAGCGACUGAAUUGGAUAAAGUACGAACAUGUUGGAACGAAGCUGAUGGAUUAGCGUGUUCCAGUUCUCAUGGGAUGAACAGUGAACUUGAAAAGCGAGAAUGGCGAUGUAGCCAAGUAGUUGUUACAGUAGAUAAAAAUGAGGUAGCAGGACGUUUCCACUGGCAAUUUGGAAGUAGUGAAUGUGUAUAUAGACCCAUUCCAGUAGUUGAAAAGGCUAGAUGGUAA